This is a messenger RNA of Jatropha curcas, 1470 nucleotides long. RefSeq names its product POLAR LOCALIZATION DURING ASYMMETRIC DIVISION AND protein. Lineage: Eukaryota; Viridiplantae; Streptophyta; Magnoliopsida; Malpighiales; Euphorbiaceae. Gene Ontology annotation, biological process: asymmetric cell division. The record is from RefSeq and is a predicted model, not a curated record.
UUAAAAACAUGGAAACAAGCGGGAACUAAGUGAGACUCUGAGUUGUAACCAAACCAAGACAAAGAUCUCUCCGCCGCCUGAUUCACCCCUCCGCCUCUUCUCUUUCCCGUUACUCUUCCCUUCACUUCACUCUCCUUCUCUCUCUCUUUUCAAUGUCUGCCAAACACAACCACUGACCAUCUCUCUCUCAUCUUCAAAAAAUGUGGCAAGCUCUAUUAGCCGGAGCAGUAGCAGGAUCUAGUCUUCUCGUAGCCAAACACUUGCUCGGCCAUGAACGUCCUAAAGAGAAAGACCAGAAUACUCCUCAAGCUUCGAUUGGCUCUGCAUUUGGCUCUCCUGUGUUUCCAGAUGAAGUUAAUGAGUCCGGAUAUGGAAGUAAUUUGGACCGGUUAUCACCACAAGAGAUAUUUAGGUUUUCGAGUUCUGGUUCUUCGUCGAGUAAAAAGAAAAUUAGGAUUUUGAGGAAGAAAACGGCGAUCAAGGGCCGUCGAUUGAAAUUUGGGGCUCAAAGUGACAAGUCUGACAAGCGAUCUGGCGGUUCUGAGGGAAUUGCAAGGCGAGUUGCAGUUUGUUUAAAGAAGAGGAAGACUGUCAGAAGUUUGCCUGCUAACCGUGGAUCCUUUUCUUCUAAAGAUAGCUCUUUGUUUGGCUGGGGACUUGGAAUUGGAAUCAUGUGCAUGAUGUCAGCUGGGAAAACAGAGAUCAGUAAACUAAGCAGUACAGUGUAUGAGACUUCAAAAGUUGUCCAGGAACUAAGAGUUGAGCUCUACAAAAGAAAAUCAUCCCAAAGUGCUGCGAGCUCAAAAGGUUUAAGAAGUAAGAAUAAUCAGCUAGUGUUUUAUGGAUCAGGCACAGAUACGAGUCCAAAAGAUAUCAAGUUGUCUGGGAUUCCAUUGAUUGAUGAUGUUGAAUGCCCGAGUAGUGUUCUUACAGAGGAGCCAGAGCCACAGCUGCUGGAAAUGGAUCAACUGGAAGCAGAACUUGUGUCUGAAUUGCAAAAACUUCCAUGGUCCAACACUGAAGGUUCUGGACAUGAAGGAGCAGUGCCAAACGUGGGCAAGGAUGAGGUUUUGUCCGAUGGGUUUCAUGAGCUGGAGGGACAGAACAACAUUUCUUACCAAUGCAAUGGAGUCUUGCCUUCUGAAUUGCAUCAGAAAUUGAGUCAUUUGCUCAUUGAACAACAGGAAAACCAAAUAGAGGAACUGGAAACUGAAUUACAUUCAGCUCAAUCCAAGUUAUAUGAGAAGGAAGCGGAACUCCGAGCAUUGAAGGACUGCGUAAGACGCCUAACUGAGAUCUCUCUAUCAACUGUAUCAGAUGAUGAAGCUGACGUACGAGUGGAGAAACAAUGUAAUACAAGUGAAUGGGAUAAAAAUUCCAGUAUGGGGUCAGAUUCAGAGUCGAGGAAAUCCGUGGUGGAGAUUUUUACAGCAGCAUACAGCAGACUAAUAAAUUGGUAAAGAACAAGAC